AUCAAAUUGAAUGAUCCCCUAUUAUUUUAAAAGGAGUAGAAAAAUCUUUAUUUAAUGUUUACAUUCGUGAAUAUUAAACAAUUAAUUAAACAUAUAGAUUAAUAGCGCUAAUUAUGGCUGCUCCAUCGAAUAUUUCGGCUAAUGUGAUUGAUAGACCAUCAAUUUUUGAAUUAGUAGCAGCGCAAUCGUUAGAUUCGACGUUUUAUCCUGCAUUUAAGAAAAUUGCUUUAUAUAUAGGUGCGAGGAAUCCUGAAAAAUUCGCAGUAAUUGUCAAAUAUUACGAUGAAUUGUUUCUAAUUUUAAAUGGUGCUGUACAACAAUAUUAUUUAAGAAAAUACUGUUCGUCAAUAUCUGAGACAUUUUAUGGACUUGGUAGAUAUAAUCUUAAAACAUUCCGUUUUGGAAAGAGAGAUUUUUUCGUAUCUUUUGCAUUUCUUGUGAUUGUACCGUACUUAUUUAGGAAGCUUGAAAGUCACAUGAAUAGAGUUAAAGAAAAGUUACAAGACGAACUUACUAUUGAAGAUAAAUAUAAAGUUCUUGGACUAUACAGCUAUCGAGUCGCGAAAUCAACUUAUGAAUUCACACAAAUUAUUAAAUAUAUCACUUAUUUAAGUAAUCGUUCAAAGACGCACAAUUUGCCUCUGUUCCUAUCUAGUAUUAGCUUAAAGCAUGGUAAUCCACAUCAAGAAACAUUCUCGUUUAUAGACAUAAUUAAAGGCAAUGUCAGGUUAUCGACCGUUUUAGGAACGACUAUUUUAAGGACACUCGAAUUUGGUGGAUUCUUUUUACAAUUUUUACAAUGGUAUCAAGGUAGUUCUGCGUCUCAAAAAAUCAUUUUGCAACUGCCAACGCCCGAUCCACCUACGCUGGAUAGAAAUGCUACCAAAUUUUCAAACAUUUGUCCAAUAUGUUAUCAAUCGUUCGUCAUUCCAACGACUUUGUCAACUUCUGGCUACACAUUCUGCUAUAAAUGCAUUACAAAGCAUUUAAAUAAGAAACCAUAUUGUCCAGUAACAAAUCUACCUGCAAUCAUUGAUGAUCUAGUUAGAAUUUAUGAUAACUAGGUGAUAUUUAAACAUAAACUUGGUGCUUGCUAUUUUUUAUGUGGGAUUUUUUUUUUAAUAUAAUAAUAAAACGGACUGGUUAAUUUAAUUAAUAUAAAAAUUU
Chironomus riparius is the source of this 1167-nucleotide messenger RNA. The record is from the annotation of a GenBank genome assembly. Lineage: Eukaryota; Metazoa; Arthropoda; Insecta; Diptera; Chironomidae.